Messenger RNA from Micropterus salmoides (largemouth bass), 5146 nucleotides. RefSeq names its product tetratricopeptide repeat domain 37 (gene skic3). Bases 152 to 4864 code for a protein of 1570 amino acids. Gene Ontology annotation, cellular component: Ski complex. The transcript has 41 exons. Gene Ontology annotation, molecular function: protein binding. The record is from RefSeq and is a predicted model, not a curated record. Lineage: Eukaryota; Metazoa; Chordata; Actinopteri; Centrarchiformes; Centrarchidae.
CACUUCCGUGUCAGCCAACGAGAGCAGGGCAAGUUGUCAACGUAAACAGGAGCUGCCUCAAAUUUUAGUUCACAUUUGCAAACCCUAUUUGUGUAACAGCUCAACCAACUGGACAAAAACCAUCUUAUGUAUCAAUUAAGAUAAUUACAAGAUGUCUAAUAAAGAAGUGAAAACAGCAUUGAAAAGUGCCAGAGAGGCCAUAAAAAACAAAGAGUUCAAAGAGGCUCUAAAACACUGCAAGGCUGUUUUGAAACUUGAGAAGAACAAUUAUAAUGCUUGGGUAUUCAUCGGCUUGGCAGCCAGUGAACUCGAACAGCCAGAUCAGGCACAGACCGCUUAUAAAAAGGCUGUGGAGCUGGAGCCUGAGCAGCUACUGGCAUGGCAGGGCUUGGCAAAUCUUUAUGAGAAGACGGAUCAGUGGGAUUUCAAACUUGAGCUACCUAAUGUCUAUCAGAAGCUUGUUGAUCUGUAUGCAAGCUCUGACAAAAAUAAAUGUUAUGAGAUGAUCAAAAAGCUGUCAGAUAUCUAUCAGUCUGACAAAGAAUAUUUAAUGUUGGCAAAGGUUUGGCUGCAGCUCCUUCAGCUGAAGGAGGAAGAGGCUGUGAAAAAAAAAGAGUUACUGCAGCUAUGGAAACAGAUGACCCAACUCCUCUCAGACUGCCUUAAUGAAGAAGAGCAGGACAAUGAAACUCACCAGCAUUUAAUCACAGCAUUUGAGAAGGCAAUGGUUCUAAUGGAUCCUGUACCAGGGGAGGAACACAAGAAGGUGUCAGCUGACUAUGUCAAAUGUCUUUCUAAACUGCCACAAGAAGAAGCUAAAUUGAAAGAGGCAUGCGAGUCCAUGCUGUCCCUCUACCCUGACCAAAGUUAUCCUCUUGAAGUCCUUUGUUCUCACUACCUCAAAACAGGUGUUCAGAACAAGGAUGCAGUAAGCUGUUUCUCCCGGCUUCUGGGUCUGGUUCCUGACAGUGGAUUAGGUCACUUGGGUCUGGGCACCAAAGCACUGGAAGAAGGAAGAUUUAAAGAUGCCAUUAAUUACCUUGAACAAGGCUUGAAGAAAAUGAGCUGCAGUAUGGGAUGGUACAGUCUGGCUGAAGCUCAGUUUAAAAUGCACAGAUACUCAGACAGUGCUAUGUCAUGCUCCCAAGGUCUGACAGUGUGUGUGUCCGGGGAUAAAGAGCUGAGGGUCAAACUGCUUAGGCUGAAACUCGAGGCUUUAGUCAGGAGUGGAGGAGAGAAGGCAGCAGACUCUGCUCUGGAGACAUUUUCACAGAUCCCAGAUGCUGGAGAAGACCUAGUUCUAGUAGCCCUUAAAGGACGUGCAUACCUUAACAAGGGACAAAUUGAUGAAGCACUUAAGGUGUCAUCAGAGCUGGUGGCAUCUAACCCUAACCUGGCUGAGGGCUUGGUACUGAGAGGACUGGGUCAGUUGGCUCAGGGCCAGCAGCAGCUGGCAGAGGAAAGUUUCCUAAAGGCAGCUAGCCAGAGCCCAGACUGUGGAGAGUACUAUUUCUUGCUGGGACGACUCUACUGGGACAUGGGAGAAGAGACCCGUAAAGACCGAAGCAAAGCUCAUACACAUUUGCUCAAGGCUGCAAAGUUAGACCCACAACUUGGUUGUGUAUUCCGCUACCUUGGACAUUAUUACAGGGAGGCGGCAAAUGAUCGUGGCCGGGCACGGGGCUGCUAUAAGAAGGCUUUUGAGUUGGACAGCGAUGAUGCUGAGUCUGGAGCUGCCUCAGUGGAUCUCAGUAUGGAGCAGGACGAUAUGGACACUGCCUUAGCAGUACUUCAGUCAGUGAUUGAGAAAGCCACUCCAGGCUCAGCUAAAUGGGCUUGGAUGAGACGAGGGCUAUACCACCUGAAGGUCGGCGAGCAUCAGCAAGCUACAGCUGAUCUGCAGGCAGCUCUGAGAGCAGACCCUGAGGACUGGGUGUGUUGGGAGUGUUUAGGUGAGGCCUACUUAAACCGCCGGAGCUUCACAGCGGCUCUGAAAGCCUUUGGUAAGGCCCAUCAGCUUCAACCCUCCUCCAUCUACUGUGUCUAUCAGGCUGCUGCUAUUAAACAGACCCUGGGAAAGUUCACGGAGGCGGUUGCGGAAUACUUGCAGAUCACAGCACAGCAGGACUAUGUUCCAGCUCUUAAAGGUCUUGGGGAGUGCCAGCUGUCUCUGGCAAAAAGUUUAAUGGAAGACUGCAGAGAUUGGGGAGCCAUUGACCUCAUUCAGCAAGCCAUACAGAACCUCUUCAGAGCUGUGGAGCUGCGUCCAGACUUGUCUUGUUUGUGGAAGCUGCUGGGAGAUGCUUGCACUGCAGUCAGCACCGUGUCGCCAAACAGAGCCACGGUUCUAGUGCCUGCCCUGCUGGCUGGUUUAGACCCCAGCACCCAGAGCCACAAACUGAACCAGGCCCAAACACUCAAAGUCGGUGAGAGGUGUUACGCCCGUGCUUUGAAGCUGAUGUCUGAGGUCCCCAGCCUUUGGUAUGACUUAGGACUCAACUAUUACCGCCAGUCCAGUCUACCCUGCCUUGCAGAGGGUGACCAGAACUCCCCAACUCUGCUCCUAGAGAAGGCUGAGCAGUGUUUAAAAAAGGCUAUUAUGAUGGACAGUGGGAACCAUAGCUACUGGAAUGCCCUGGGAGUGAUUUCCAUGAGCAAAGGUCUUGAGAACUUCCCUCUGGCUCAACAUUGCUUCAUCAAGUCCAUACAAGUUGAACCAAAUAAUGUUGUUGCUUGGACCAACCUCGGCACCCUGUAUUUGAAAAAGGACAAUAUAGAGCUUGCGCACGAGGCCUUCAAGAUUGCCCAGUCCUUGGAGCCACUUUAUGUCAACUGCUGGAUUGGACAGGCGCUGAUAGCAGAGAGAGUGGGAAGCUAUGACACCAUGGAUCUUUUCAGGCACACCACUGAACUCCGCACACAUAUGGAGGGAGUGAAAGGAUAUGCCUACUGGGUAUGUUCCACCCUGCUAGAUAAGAGCAACAGGGACUCUGAACUGUACCGCUACAACAUAGUACAGAUGAACGCCAUCUCUGCUGCUCAGGUGGCUCUCAGCAAGUACACAGAGAGGAUCCAGUCUGACCCCGAUGCCUUCAUUAUGCUUGGCUACCUGAAUGAGCAUCUGCAGCUCAAGAGGCAGACCUUACAGGCUUACCAAAGAGCUGUAGAACUGCUUCGGCCCAUGUCCUCGACAGAAGAGCUGGCUUUUGCUCUGGGCUGCUAUGGCCGUGCUUUGUGCACCUCGGGCCAGUGGGAGGAGGCAGCGCAUGUUUAUAAUUCCACUUCACUGCAGGAGCUGAGUGAGCUGACAGGGCUGGCUCUGGCCUACUGCAGGGCAGGACUCAUCCAAGAGAGCACCAACGCCUAUGAACGUGCCUUGGCUGUGGCUUCCAGUGAGAAGGAGAAGGCUUACAUCUUGACAGCCCUGGCCCUGCUUCAGCACCGGGAUGGUAACCUAGACUCAGCUAAGACUCUGCUGUUUAAAUGCUCGAUGUUAAAGGAGCCAAUCUCAGAGUCUCUGCUGUGUUUAUGUGCCCUGGGAUUGGUCCACAGUGAUGCUACACUAGCUGCUGCUGCCCUGACUGAGUUGCUGAAGCAAGGUUCCGCCUCUGGGAAUGUUAUAGAGCAGCGGUGUCUGCUCACCUGCGCCUUGCUAACCCUGCAGGGCAACUACAGUGCGGUGCAAAGAGAGGCUUCCAGAGCUGUACACAGCAAUCCUGGAAACCCAUCACUGUGGGCACUGCUGUCCAGACUGGUACCACAGUACUACCCCAAGAAGGCUAAUGGCGGAGCGAUGGCUGGUCAUGUUGCCUGUCUCUCCAGUAUGACCCUAGGAAAGAGGGCGUUGUUGUACAGUGGAGUAAACCAGCUAGCUAGUGGGAGACACUCUGGAGAGGACAGUCAGAGGAAUGCACUGAAGACUAUGCAGAGAGCUGUUCUGCUCUGCCCUGAUGAUCCAGCAACAUGGGCGGGAUUAAUGGCUGCCUGUCACACAGAAAACACUUCCUGUUACCUUUCAGGUUCUGCUCCUUGCAGACAAGGACUGGAGCAAAUCCUUAUGUCGGUGGUUUCUGAGAAAGUGCGUAGUGUGGAGGAGGUGGAGCGCCCUCUAGCCCAGACUCUAGAGGGCUGGGUACUGCAACAGGCAGUGACUGGUCUCACGCUGGGGGGAAAGCUGGAGCAGGCAGAAGCCCUCUGCUCACAGGUGCUGAAUGUUUCUCCAGAACACCCAGCUGUGAUGCUGUCACUGAGACAGGUACAGUGUCAGCGUCUCCUUGUUGCCAGUGGGGGUACCAUCCUCCCAGUCUCUGUGUUGGAGCAACUAAACAGCACUGUGAUGGCGAACCCCACAAACAUUGGUGCAUGGCACUGGCUGGCUGAGGUGUAUCGGAGCCAGGGCCUGUUGGUUCAGGCAGUCAUGGCUUAUAGGCAGAGUCUGCAGGUAGCAUCACAGCUCGGUCUGCACAGCAGCCAGGUAGCCAGCCUUCUCCGACUAGCCCUGCUUGCCCUAGGACCCUGUAUGGCGGGUGUCCCAGGAAACGACUGGACGACCCUGAUACUAGAAGCCACCACUGAGGUCUUGAAGCUGGGUUCAUGCCCUGUGGCCCUUCUUUUCCAGGCCCUGCUCCAGUAUGUGACCAAGAUGGCUGCUAGGGAAACAAGGCGUUUGUUGGAAAGGCUGAUAAUUGUCCCCUCUCAAGACUUCCCAGUGACAGUGGUGCAGGUGGCCAGCUGGUACCUCCUCAGACACUUGCAUGCCAAAAACGACCAGGAGCUAAUCAAUAACCUUUUGCACCAUGCCAAAAUGAAUGGAGAUCAAAGACUGCUGGAGUUUCACUCACUGCUUGCCGCCUCUUCAUCCUGAAUUUUGUCUACAACUGCAUCACUGUGAAAUCCUCCUGCUUAGUGUUAGGUUUAUCCACAGGCUGACUGUAUCAUAUCAAAUCAUAUCAAACUGGACAUUUUGGGUCUGAUAUCAUGAAUAACUUUUAUUGGCUUUCCAUGAUUCUUUGGUUUUACAUUAUACAGUGUCAAUGAAUUCAAUAUAUCAAAAUCAUGAGUCUUAUUGCGUACAAUUUCAAAAUGCACUUCACAUUAAGUAACCAAUAUCAACAUUAAGGCUGAAAUAAAGACAUCUUGCUCAGUA